This is a messenger RNA of Drosophila hydei, 590 nucleotides long. RefSeq names its product dihydrofolate reductase (gene Dhfr). Gene Ontology annotation, biological process: tetrahydrofolate biosynthetic process; glycine biosynthetic process; folic acid metabolic process. Gene Ontology annotation, molecular function: dihydrofolate reductase activity; NADP binding. The coding region runs from base 13 to 567 and encodes 184 amino acids. The transcript is spliced from 2 exons. Gene Ontology annotation, cellular component: mitochondrion. The record is from RefSeq and is a predicted model, not a curated record. Lineage: Eukaryota; Metazoa; Arthropoda; Insecta; Diptera; Drosophilidae.
UAGACAGACACGAUGCUUAAAUAUAAUUUAAUUGUUGCAGUAUGCGAAAACUUUGGCAUUGGUUUCAAGGGCGAUCUGCCCUGGCGUCUAAAAUCCGAGCUUAUGUAUUUCAGUCGCACAACAAAGCGCGUUAGUGAUCCCUCCAAGCGCAAUGUCGUCAUCAUGGGGAAGAAGACUUAUUUGGGUGUGCCGCCCACUAAGCGUCCGCUGGCUGAUCGUCUGAACAUUGUUCUAAGCACUACAAUGACCCAAAAAGAGCUGCCAGAGAAUGUCUUGUUGUGCCGCAGCUUAGACGAGGCCAUGCAAACUUUAGAGAGCAAACCCUGGUGCAAACAACUAGAGAACAUUUGGAUUGUAGGCGGCAGCGGGGUAUAUGCGGAAGCAAUGGAAUCGCCCCGUUGUCAUCGUCUUUAUCUAACCAAAAUCCAAGAGCGAUUCGAAUGUGAUACAUUCUUUCCAAAUAUACCGGUGAGCUUUCAGGAAGUGCCACUCGAUGAAUACACUCCACAUGGCGUACAAGAGGAGAACGGCAUUAAAUACGAGCACAAGAUAUUGGAAAAACAUUAAUAUAUAAAAUAGAAAGAAAAACA